Messenger RNA from Daphnia pulex (common water flea), 3302 nucleotides. RefSeq names its product lon protease homolog, mitochondrial-like (gene Lon). Gene Ontology annotation, biological process: chaperone-mediated protein complex assembly; protein quality control for misfolded or incompletely synthesized proteins; mitochondrion organization. Gene Ontology annotation, cellular component: mitochondrial matrix. The record is from RefSeq and is a predicted model, not a curated record. Lineage: Eukaryota; Metazoa; Arthropoda; Branchiopoda; Diplostraca; Daphniidae. The coding region runs from base 93 to 3149 and encodes 1018 amino acids. Gene Ontology annotation, molecular function: ATP-dependent peptidase activity; ATP binding; single-stranded DNA binding. The transcript has 11 exons.
UUCGUCUGCACCGAAAUUUCUAUGUGCAGUUGUCAACCCCUGUUUCACGUGAGAAUUUCGUCCAUAAAAUUGUCUGUGAAUUAAAUGCAAGAAUGACUGCUCGUGUUUUGCUAAUGCGAUCUUUAGGAAUUCCGUUCACUGGAUCAUCCACCGUCAUUCGAAACAGAACCUUAGUAACUCUAAAUAAAACUUCAGAUGUUAUGCAGGGAGUGAAACCGCUGGAUUCAUUGCGUCAUACUUCUAGAAGUUACAUAAAUCGGAAAGGAUAUCUUUCAUUACUGAACUACAAUUCCAACAUUAUUCCUCUCCAUCAACUACCAAGAUAUCCUUCUCCUGUUGUAACUGUACAAAAUCGCUAUUUCUCAUCUCAGAGUAAUGAUGGUUCAGAUGAUGGUAACAAUAACGAGCCAGCUUCUGGAAAUAUUUCCAAUUUGGGAGGUGCAGGAGACCAAGGUAGUGGGCCAGUUAUUCAUUCAUUACCUGCAACCAUGACAGUUCCAGAAACUUGGCCAAAUGUGCCUGUUAUAGCAAUAAACAGAAAUCCUGUCUUUCCACGUUUCAUAAAAAUUAUUGAGGUCACUGACAAGACCCUUGCUGAUCUUAUAAGGCGUAAGGUUAGAUUAAAUCAACCUUAUGCAGGGGUUUUUAUGAAAUGCAAUGAUAGUGAGGAAUCUGAUGUUGUCAAGAACUUGAGUGAUAUAUACCCAGUGGGAACAUUUGUUCAAAUUCACGAGCUUCAAGAUCUUGGUGACAAAUUACGCAUGAUUGUCAUGGCGCACAGACGAAUCAGAAUCACUGGGCAAAUUAUGGAGGACCUCAAUGAAGAAGCUCAAGUGACAUCUAUUCAUUUUCCUGCAUUUAAUGCAUCAAUUCAAACCUUGACAGAGGACAAGGCGACCAAAAGGAAGAUGAAAAGGGCCAACGUACGCAAGCGUAAAGAAGAAAAACCAGAUAAUGAAGAUAUCAGUUUAGUUGCCGCUGUCGAGAAUCCGCUACCUAAUCCUGUUGAACAGCCUCCUCCGCAACAGCUUCCUCAACCUAUUUUAAUGGUGGAAGUGGAAAACGUCAUUCACGACAAGUUCACCAUAAAUGAAGAAACCAAGGCGUUAACUCAGGAGAUUAUCAAAACUAUCCGGGAUAUUAUUGCUCUCAAUCCCCUGUAUCGAGAGUCCAUACAACAGAUGCUUCACCAGGGACAAAGAGUAGUAGACAAUCCUGUGUACUUAGCAGAUUUGGGUGCGGCGCUAACAGCCGCAGAGCCUGCAGAUCUCCAACAAGUCAUCGAAGAAACUAGCAUACCGAAGCGUUUAGUUUUGUCUCUUUCUUUGCUUAAGAAAGAACUUGAAUUGAGCCGACUUCAGCAAAAGAUUGGACGGGAAGUUGAGGAGAAAGUCAAAGCUCAGCAUCGCAAGUACAUGUUACAAGAGCAGCUAAAAGUUAUCAAGAAAGAAUUGGGACUCGAGAAAGAAGACAAAGAUGCAAUUGAUGAAAAGUUCCGCGCAAGACUGAAAGACAAAACGGUACCCACUGCCAUUAUGGAAGUCAUCGAAGAAGAACUAAACAAAAUGGGCUUCCUCGACAACCACUCGUCCGAGUUUAACGUAACUCGCAAUUAUCUCGACUGGUUGACUACACUUCCAUGGGGAGUAACUAGCAAAGAAAAUCUUGACUUAAAAAGAGCCGCUGUAGUUCUCGACGAAGAUCAUUAUGGAAUGGAAGACGUGAAAAAACGCAUUUUAGAAUUUAUUGCCGUUAGUGAACUGAAGAAAAGCACACAAGGGAAAAUCUUGUGCUUUUAUGGACCGCCGGGAGUAGGAAAAACUUCAAUCGCUCGCUCUAUCGCCAAAGCAUUAAACCGUGAAUACUUUAGAUUUUCCGUUGGUGGAAUGACAGAUGUGGCUGAGAUUAAAGGACAUCGACGUACCUACGUUGGUGCUAUGCCGGGAAAAAUGAUCCAAUGUUUGAAAAAGACGAAAACGGAAAAUCCUUUGGUGUUAAUCGACGAAGUGGAUAAGAUCGGAAAAGGUUAUCAGGGCGAUCCGGCCUCUGCGCUGCUUGAGUUGCUGGAUCCGGAACAGAAUAAAAAUUUCCUUGACCAUUACCUAGAUGUCCCCAUAGAUUUAUCAAAAGUUCUCUUUAUUUGCACGGCAAAUGUGCUAGACACUAUUCCGGAACCUCUUCGAGAUCGAAUGGAGAUGAUCGAUGUGUCAGGUUACGUUGCUGAAGAGAAAAUGAACAUCGCCGAGAAAUACCUGAUUCCACAGGCAAGGCGAGACACAGGUGUCGCCGAUACUCAAGUUACAAUUGAAUCGGACGCACUGCAGACACUCAUCAAGUCCUAUUGUCGUGAAAGUGGCGUUCGAAAUCUGCAGAAGCAAGUGGAAAAAAUCUUUCGUAAAGCCGCCUUCAAGCUAGUCCAGGGAGAUGUUGAAAGUAUCACCGUCGGGCGACAAAAUCUCCAAGAAUUUGUUGGAAAACCCGUUUUUACGCACGAUCGUCUCUAUGAAAUUACACCACCCGGCGUUGUAAUGGGCUUGGCCUGGACAGCCAUGGGAGGCUCUACCCUCUACAUUGAAACAUCACUGAGGAAACCGUUAAGGACUAAAUCUUCAAAAAGAUUGGAAGACAAGGAAGGAAAAGAGGACGGUCAAGGAUCGAUGGAGCUUACCGGCAAUUUGGGUGAUGUAAUGAAAGAAUCUGUCCGCAUCGCCUACACGGUCGCUAAAAUGUUCUCGGCAAAGAUCCGACCAGAUGACAGCUUCUUCUCAGAAGCGCACAUUCACGUCCAUGUUCCUGAGGGCGCAACUCCAAAAGACGGGCCUAGUGCGGGCUGUACUAUCGUGACAGCGCUUCUUUCUUUGGCCAUGAACGAACCCGUUCGCCAGAAUAUCGCCAUGACCGGUGAAGUGUCUUUAACGGGAAAAGUUCUGCCCGUCGGUGGCAUCAAGGAGAAAGUCAUCGCUGCUAAACGAGUUGGAGUUGACUGCAUUUUAUUGCCAGCCGAGAACCGAAAAGAUUAUGACGAUUUGGCCAGUUUCAUCACCCAAGGAUUAGAGGUUCACUUUGUUGAUCACUAUCGAGAUAUUUUCCCAAUUGUUUUUCCUCAUCUGGCCGACCAUGAUCAGAUUCAGUCAAUUCACUCUAGUUGAGUGACUCUUUUCAUUUGUUUACCUGUAGUACCACCAUAUUUGGAUUUUCAUGUUGAAAAUACUAAUUUCAUUUAACAAAAAUGUAGCUGAUACCACCAAAUGUUUAUUAUUCACAUCUUUGUAAAGGUCAUCAUACAAAGAGCUAUCCUUCAA